UGCUGUUGAAAUCUGUCACCCAUUCACUGGCCGUGCCUACAGCCUCACCCCAAUUCACCGACCUAUAUCGCUGCAAUCGACCCUUAUUACAUCGACCCCACCCCUUUGCUGCUCCGGUCCUCCUUGCUUCAGCCAAUCUCAGCCAACUUGUCACGAGAGACAUUGCCGCACCGAGACGAAAUGGCCGAACAACAGAGUCUCAGACCUCAAUUCUUUGUCACCCGUCAGAAUGGCGCCAUGGUUCCGUUGAUUGCCAUGGAUGAGCUGCCCAUUCACGUCCAGAUCGAGGGGGUUUCUCGAAGCCUCAGUGCCUUUGACGUCGCUGGCAUGACGGGGGUUGGCGUCUACGAAGCGCGACACGAAUACCACGUCGUGCAAAGCAUGAACAACACCACCCCAAUCCCGUUCAACCCCAUCUGCGCUCCUCCAUCUCCGGCCUCGAACGCCUCAAAGCCAGAUUCCACUGUCACCGCUCCCGUGUUGCGCCCAACCACUCCAUCAACCCCGACCGUGUCCAAAGCGCCCGAUGCCGCUGGAGAUCAACCUAGUGAAACGGCCAGCAACGCCGUUCCAUCUUCCACGGGCUCGAAUGAGGAGGAAAGCAAGUCGUCUCGACCCACCACCCCACCGGCCAGUCCUUCUGCAACCAUUCAGCCUUGCACGACCACCGCAACCGCCACCGCAACGACUACCGCCACAGCCGCCACGACGACCACCUCCCCUCCUCUGGCAUGGCGAAUUAAGGCCACGGCCAUUCCUGCAGGCAACAGCCCUCCUGCUGACCUAGACCCAGACAUGCCACCAGUGGGCCAGAAAGUGUACUGCUCGUACUGGCUACGCACCGGCGAGUGCAACUUUGCGCAGCAGGGCUGCAUGUUCAAGCACGUGAUGCCGAUGAAGCUCGGUGUGCUGGAGGUGCUGGGCUUCCGCGACCUGCCGGACUGGUACCGCAAGGCGUACAAGGUGGGCAGCCUGCGCGUCAACGGCGGGCGAAACGGGCUCAGCUACGGCAUCUUCGACGGCAGCAAGGCCGCGCCGCCGCCGCCACCGCCGCCGCCACCGCAUUCGCAUCAUCAGCACAAGCGCGUCAGUCUGAAUGCGGAAGCCACCCGGCGCAUGAUCGCCACGCACAUCAACGCCCUGCCCGUUGGCAACGGCAGAGGCGGCCGAUAUUACCACGCCGACCGAGCCCCACGGGCCGGCGGCAACCACCGUGGCCCUGGCUUCGCCCACGCGCGACCCACGGCCUCCGAGGUCGACAGGGCCCGCGCCGCCGAGAGGGAGCGCCGCGACGAGCGCCUCGCCGCCGCCUUCGCCGCCGACAUGGACAGCGAGCUCGGCGACAUGAUGGAUGCCCAGAUGGAGAAGAUCCGCGAGCAGGAGCAGGCCGGGUGGGAGGAGGAGCAGAAUGCCGCGCGGGAGGCGGCCGCCAAGAAGGGCGAGAGCGGCGAGAGCGGCGAGAGCAGCGAGGAGGGCGAGAAGAAGACUGCUGCUGCUGAUGUUGCUGGUGAUGCUGGCGCUUCCGCCGUUGUUGGGAAUGCGAAGAAACAGGGCCGCGGCGGCAAAAAUCCCCGUCGGAAAAAGGCACAGGGCCAAACGCAGAAGAAAGCGUAGACCCAACCUCACGACCAAGCCAGAUCAAUGGCCGGCCGUCAACGACAACAACGAUGGAGGAUGGAUGAAGAAAUCAUGAGCAAUCAGAGCUGGUGUCCUUUCAGCAUAGCAUAGCUCGGGAGUUUUGGCGGCGGGCCGGUGACGGAGAGAGGAACGAUUCAAGCGAGCUUUGGGGGAUUUGCUGGUAUGAGAUUUCAACAUCAUGUCAAAUGCCGGGUCCGAAAUUUAUACCUAUGUCGUCUUUCU
Molecule: messenger RNA, 1860 nt
Organism: Cladophialophora immunda
Lineage: Eukaryota; Fungi; Ascomycota; Eurotiomycetes; Chaetothyriales; Herpotrichiellaceae
Exons: 2
Coding region: 181-1614 (477 amino acids)
Molecular function (GO): metal ion binding
Source: RefSeq, a predicted model, not a curated record